GCGGCGUUGAAAGAGCUUUACAUUUACGUAACAAAAUAUAGGGAUCAGAUCAUAGAUUCGCUCGAUAUGGAUAUACACGCGAAGAAGAUGCAUUUAAUACAUAAACUUGAGAAUGUUGCCUGCACUUUGGAAGACACAAACCGGUGAGGUAAAAUUUUGGUCGAUGAGGCGGUUUUUGCAAUCAUCAUUUGAAAAGACAUUAUUUAAAAAGAUUGCAGACAUGGCUAGUGCUUCUGCCGACACAAAACAGUUUCCCCUUGUCCCUAAGAUUAUAAAUGGUGGUAUUGCUGGCAUCAUCGGUGUUUCGUGUGUUUUUCCUUUAGAUUUGGUUAAAACAAGACUACAAAAUCAGCAGGUUGGCCCAAAUGGCGAACGAAUGUACAAAUCGAUGUUUGAUUGUUUCAAAAAGACAUACAAAGUGGAAGGAUAUUUUGGAAUGUAUCGUGGUUCUGCCGUCAAUAUUUUACUUAUAACUCCAGAGAAAGCAAUUAAACUAGCUGCUAAUGAUUUCUUCCGACAUAAUCUCAGAACAAAAGAUGGACAAUUACCCAUUACGCGUCAAAUGGCUGCAGGUGGCUUGGCAGGACUGUGUCAAAUCGUAAUAACAACACCGAUGGAGCUUUUGAAAAUCCAAAUGCAGGAUGCUGGGCGGUUAGCUGCACAAGCAAAAGAAGCAGGCAAAACUUUGCCAAAAACAUCAGCUACUCAGAUAGCUCUGGAAUUGAUCAAAACAAAGGGUAUUACGGGACUGUACAAAGGUACCGGUGCCACCAUGUUGCGAGAUGUGUCGUUUUCAGUUGUCUACUUCCCGCUAUUCGCAACGCUCAACGAUCUUGGCCCACGUAAAGCGGACGGCUCCGGAGAAGCAGUGUUUUGGUGUUCCUUCUUGAGUGGUUGUGCAGCUGGUUCAUUAGCGGCUUUGGCAGUGAAUCCGUUUGAUGUCAUCAAAACUCGACUUCAGGCACUUAAAAAGGCAGAAGGUGAAAUGCAAUUCAACGGUGUAGCUGACUGCAUCAAAAAAACUUUUGUCAGUGAAGGACCUAAAGCAUUUUUCAAAGGUGGACUUUGCCGUAUGAUUGUCAUAGCUCCGUUGUUUGGUAUAGCACAGAUGGUAUACUUCUUAGGAGUAGCUGAAUCAAUUCUUGGUAUUAAGCAAACAAAAGUUUAAAUGUCAAUUCUUGUUAUAGUCCGUGCCGAAUACAUGCUUAAAAAGAAGAAAACAAUAUGCAGAAAAAUCAAUUAGAUAGUACUAUCCAGGAAACGGAACUAAUGACUUUGCCAAUAAUUUAAUAGAUGAAUAAUAUUCCUAAACCAGCAUUUCAAAGAAAUGUAUUGCAUGUUAAUGUCAAUAUGUGUUUCGAAACCCUAAUUGCAUUGCCACAUAAAGUGGAAGUAGAACUACUGUUAAUUGAACAACUGUAAAAGCAGAGCUAAUAUAUAGUUUAUUGGUAUUUCAACGAAAUUGAUUACGAGGUAUUAAAUGGUAGAACUCGUCCAUAAUUGGAAAAAUCACUGUGUAUUAUUUACCAUAUGUAGAUGUGUGCCUGCAAACGUUAUAAACGUGAUCGAUGCUGACAAUAAAAGUGUAGCCCCAAGCUUCAAUUGA
This is a messenger RNA of Armigeres subalbatus, 1606 nucleotides long. Its product is annotated as mitochondrial glutamate carrier 1-like. The record is from RefSeq and is a predicted model, not a curated record. Lineage: Eukaryota; Metazoa; Arthropoda; Insecta; Diptera; Culicidae. Gene Ontology annotation, molecular function: L-aspartate transmembrane transporter activity; L-glutamate transmembrane transporter activity. Gene Ontology annotation, biological process: L-glutamate transmembrane transport; malate-aspartate shuttle; aspartate transmembrane transport. The transcript is spliced from 10 exons. The coding region runs from base 113 to 1168 and encodes 351 amino acids.